This is a messenger RNA of Ahaetulla prasina, 7794 nucleotides long. RefSeq names its product terminal nucleotidyltransferase 4B (gene TENT4B). The record is from RefSeq and is a predicted model, not a curated record. Lineage: Eukaryota; Metazoa; Chordata; Lepidosauria; Squamata; Colubridae. Gene Ontology annotation, cellular component: nucleolus; TRAMP complex. The coding region runs from base 4991 to 6901 and encodes 636 amino acids. Gene Ontology annotation, molecular function: mRNA binding; poly(A) RNA polymerase activity. Gene Ontology annotation, biological process: RNA 3'-end processing. The transcript has 3 exons.
UAUGAUAAUUGUACUGGAUGAACUAUAAUCAAACAGAACCUCUAAAUCAUAAAUUAUGGUACCCUGGGUAAAUUGACACAACUUGGGGCAGUCAAAUAUCUUCUUGCUUUGAACAAGCCUUUUACUGUAUUCUGAUUAAAUAGCCUUCUAGCCAAAUUUGUCUGCAUUCAGCCAAGACGCUGGAUUGAAGGAAGGCCACAUAGAGUAGAGUAGUGUAGAGUAGAGUAGAGUAGAGUAGAGUAGAACAGAACAGAACAGAACAGAACAGAACAGAAUAGAAUUUUUUAUUGGCCACGUGUGAUUGGACACAUAAGGAAUUUGUCUUGGUGCAUAAGUUCUCAGUGUACAUAAAAGAAAAGAUACGUUCAUCAAGAAUCAUAAGGUACAACACUUAACGAUAGUCAUAGGGUACAAAUAAGGAAUCAGGAAACAAUAUCAAUAUAAAUUGUAAGGAUACAAGCAACAAAAUUACAGUCAUACAGUCAUAAGUGGAAGGAGAUGGGUGAUGGGAGCGAUGAGAAAAUUAAUAGUAGUGCAGAUUUAGUAAAUAGUUUGACAGUGUUGAGGGAAUUAUUUGUUUAGCAGAGUGAUGGCAUUCGGGGAAAAACUGUCCUUGUGUCUAGUUGUUCUGGUGUGCAGUGCUCUAUAGUGUCGUUUUGAGGGUAGGAGUUGGAACAGUUUGUGUCCAGGAUGUGAGGGGUCUGUAAAUGUUUUCACAGCCCUCUUUUUGACUCGUGCAGUAUACAGGUCCUCAAUGGAAGGCAGGUUGGUAGCCAUUGUUUCUGCAGUUCUAAUGAAAAUAAAGAAGCCUUAAUGAACUAAUUCCAGCAACCAAUAAGGUUCAGGAUCAAGCAGUCUCUGUACAAUCAAUAUGGAUGCUUCUCCCUCUUGUUUGUUGUGCGUGGGCUGCCCCACCCCGUUGAGUUUCUACCUCCCUCGUUUCUGCAACUCGGGAUUUACUAUCAUUUUGCUUUCACUGACUGCGAGAACUCUCACGUGAGUCAUAGCCCAGGGGUACAAUCCCUGUUCGGCAGCCAGGCGGUGAACUGAUCUAAUCCUAGUAUUUUCCAAGUGGGUUGAACAAACUCCUCCCUUAAAACCUGGAGAGCUGUGGCCAGCCAGUUGGCCUGAUUCAGCGUAAUCGAGCUUUCUCAGUUGACUAGUACAAUGGCUAUCGGGGAAGGGUUGCAACAGGGAUGAGGUGGUAAUAUCAGGCGCAAAGAAUCAGGACCAUGCAUUAAGCUCCAGUCGAACUGAUUUAUUGCUCAUAUGCACAAGAAUUUUGUCAACAUUCAGCACUAAAUUGGCGCUAGAUAAGAAUGAACGGAAUUCAAGGAGUUAGACCACUUGUGAGAAGGUCGUGAUUCCAGGCCGAGUCCUCACUUGAACCUGCCUCCAGCCUCUGCCUCUCCUUCUCCUCCAGGCACUCAAGAGUAAGACAAUAUCAGAAGCGAGUUACUGAAUGAUUGCAACCAGUGUGAUUUGCACGAUGAAGUAUAGCUUGAGAUGAAAGUUGCAGAAUAAUCUUGUUUUUAACUUGCUCUAGAAAAUCUGGUAAAUCGAACAGAUCAUAAUAUUUUGUGCUGGGAAAUGAUGACAUGGCCGUUUGGUCCAUUGGCUAAGCUGCUGCACUGGGAGUGGGGGAACCAAGUCCUGUUCCUUCCAUUUGGAUAUCCUUGAUCAGUUCUCUUAGCCCUAGGAAGGACUUCUAAAAUGGCUGCCAAGAGAACCAUAUGGAUAUUUCCACACAGUCCGACGGUGUCACCGAUUUAAUGGCAUCCUCUGAUAUAUAUUUUUUCAAAUCAUACUAAAUAUUUGAUUUUCUAUGUUGUACAAUGCAAACAUGUAAUAAGUAGCCGCUUCCAAAUAAUCUGGGACACAGAUGGAGCUUCAUUGUUCUGUUGUAUCUUGAUGAAAGUAUCUUUUCUUUUAUGUACACUGAGAGCAUAUGCACCAAGACAAAUUCCUUGUGUCCAAUCACACUUGGCCAAUAAAAUUCUAUUCUAUUCUAUCGUUGCAAUUACACAUUUGCUUUCCAGCUAUUCAGACUAAUUUUAAUCAUAUCUCAGGAAAAGGAUUUUGGAGAGGUUGAAAUCAGAAUGGGAAUAAAGGAACUUAGGAAAACCACAUAAUUCUCUCCCCCCUCCCCCGCUUAAUUUAGAUUUGGGACAAAUUUAGACACACAUGAGCUCUCCAAAACAACCCUUUGGAAACCAAUUAGGAAACUGAAAUGUAUUGCUAAAAUGUUAUUGCUUUCUUUAGUAGACACUGUACUAAGUAAUAUGAUCUUUAAAGUUAUUACCUAUUGUAAAGAUGUUGAAAGACAUCAGUGAUUGCAAAAUUCUCUUUUUCACACAUGUAACUAGCAUGUGUACAUAAUAUACAUGAUUACGCAGAUACAUUUCAGCUCUUACUUGGUGAAAAGGUGGAAAAGACUAAAUGUGUACUUAAUAGAUGUUCCUGCGGCCUUUUUGAUUUUGGAGAUACUGUCCAAGAGACAAGUUGUAAAUGGAAAUCUUCCCUCAAUGUGAUUAACCACAAAUGCACUAUAAAAUGGGAAGAAAAAGCUACAUUAAAUAAAUCCGACAUCAGGCUUUGAUACUCUGGAUUAGGAGACACAAUUAACAUGACCUUUGAAAUAAGGAUAGUUUACUUUGUGGUGGCUUUGAUCAUCCCUGGAAUUUUGGCAGUGGUGUGCAGCAGUUAUUGGCUUAGAUCGGUUGAGAUUCUCAAAAUGUUUACAGAUUUGCUUUUAUUUUGUGUAUGCAGAGAUGUACGUGCAAAAGAAGGAAAGUAGGAGAGUUGAGGGGGUGAAAAAAUACCUUUAAUUAUCUUAACUUUGAACCUUAAGCUUGGACCAAGAAGAUACGUUUUGUUGAGUCAAUAGUUUAUUUAUUAUUAUUUAUUUGAUUUUUAUACCGCCCUUCUCCCGAAGGACUCAGGGCGGUGUACAGGCAAAAUAAAACAAACAAUACAAAAUACAAUUAAAAUGCAAUUUAAAAAACUUAUUUAAAUUAGCCUGACAAUUUAAAAAUUUACCAUACACUAAAAAACCCCAUUUAAAAUUAAUAAAAUUUGACAUUUAAAAUUCAAUUUAAGCCAGCCCCGCGCGGAUAAAAAGGUGUGUCUUCAGUUCGCGGUGAAAAGUCCGAAGGUCAGGUAUUUGGCGUAAACCUGUGGGAAGCUCUUUCCAGAGUGUGGGAGCCCCCACAGAGAAGGCCCUUCCCCUGGGGGCCGCCAGCCGACAUUGUUUGGCGGACGGCACCCUGAGAAGUCCCUCUCUGUGAGAGCGUACGGGUCGGUGGGAGGCAUGUGGUAACAGCAGGCGGUCCCGUAGGUACCCAGGCCCUAAGCCAUGGAGCGCUUUAAAGGUCGUAACCAACACCUUAAAAGUGCACUCGAAAGGCCACAGGUAGCCAGUGCAGUCUGCGCAGGAGCGGUGUUACAUGGGAGCUACGCGUAGCUCCCUCUAUCACCCGCGCAGCUGCAUUCUGGACUAACUGAAGCCUCCGAGUGCACUUCAGGGGGAGCCCCAUGUAGAGAGCAUUACAAUAAUCCAAGCGAGAGGUAACGAGCGCAUGAGUUUGAGCUACUGCAUUUAAUGUGGACCAGUCACAGGUGUGGGAUCCUAUUGAGAUCCACCAAAAUGCCUGGAGGACAUCUUAAUGUUUAAGAAGGCGGCCCUCUGUUGCACUCUUCCCAACCUCAAGGAUUAGUUUGGAAAAAAAAAUAGAGAAAGGUUACAGGCUUCAAAGCUAAGCAUCAACAGUGGGGUCCUUGGUAUUUUUCUGAGCUUGGUUGUUUCCUUGCAGAUAUUUCAUUACCAAAGUAGCUCACAUCAUCAGUGUUAGAAGGGAGUGUACUAGAUUAUCCAAUUAGGAUCAUCUUGCUAGCGCUGAUGAUGUGACCUAAUUGGGCCAUGAAACGUCUGCAAGAAAAUCAAGCUCAGAGAGCACCAAGGAUCCGCAGUUCAACCCCGAUCUGCAAAUAUUCUAUUUUAUGGGUAUUCCCAAAGAUUUCUAAGAAUGGUCUUCAAUUGCAGACGGUCUCCUGAAGCAUUCUGAGAAGGUUAAAAAUGGCUGGAGUCCUGCCCUCGUUUUUUUUUGUAGGUAUGCACACCUGUUCAGAGGUAAAAAGCGUAAAGAUUACCUACAUAGAAUCAAGUAACCGCCCUCCUUUCUAUCAAAGUUUGGGCUUCGGUCAUUUUUGCUCUUCACCCAGAGUAGAUACUGGUAAUACAAUGAAUUAUAUAAUGUAAUAUAAAUUAAUAAAUGAACGAACACCUUCCCUUCCCCACCCUUCUAGGAAGGUUUAGAAAAAUACAUAUUCUUCCAUUUUUGUUAUUUGCCCAGAGUAUGCCCUACGGAAAAAUUGUAAUAUAAAUAAAUGAACAAAACCUCCCUUCUAUGAAGGUUUAGUACUUCUGUCAUUUUUCUUCUCUUGGUCCAGUGUCAUUCGGAAUUGGGUGGAAUAUAAAUUAAAUAAAUAGAUGGAUGAACCUCCUUUCUAUGAAAAGUCCCAUAUUUCUCUCCUUCCUUUCUUUUUCCCCCUAUUUCUAAAAUAGCCCACACUUGCCAGGCUGUGUGUAUUUAUAUCUGUAUCUCAUAUUUAUCUCCAAACUCGAUUGCAGAAAAUGUUAUUUCAGUAACAGAAGUGGUCAAUGCCUGGAAUGCAUUACCUGAUGCUGUAGUUUCUUCCCAAAACCCCCAAAACUUUAACCUUAGACUGUCUAUUGUUGACCUCACCCCAUUCCUAAGAGGUCUGUAAGGGGUGUGUAUAAGAGCACCUGCCUUCCUACCGUCCCUGUCCUAAUGUUCCUUUUUUACUUACUCUUCUCAUGUAUCCAAAUUAUACUUUUACCUGUUAUAUAUCAUCGACAAAUAAAUAAAAAAAUAUCUCCCAUCUACCUAUAUUUGUAUGUAUUUGUGUAUGUAUAUAAAUGUAACACAUACACAUUACCUUCAUAUACAUAUACAAACGUUGUAUGUAGAUGGGUGUCAUAAACCAGGCAUCCCCUCAGGUUCAAAAGAAAGAUAAACCGUCCCAAACCCCUCAUGACCACCUACGCCCACCCGUCCCCUCAAUCUACUGGGAAAGCUCGGGGCUUCCCUGCAAAGCAGGCCUCCCCAGCACCCCGAAAGGGCCCUUCGGGGUCGGCGUCCCUCCGGGGGCUCCGCCGCGCUCCCUCUUCGGGGCCCAGUCGGCGGAGGAGGAUCCGUCGCCAUCCCGGGCUGUGAGGCAAUCCAGAAGCGGGGAGGACCCCCUUUCCCCCCCGCGUGGGCGACCGUCUUUCUCCGCCGAGGCCGCCACCGCCCCGGCCUUCUCCUUCUCCCACCCACGCCUUUAUUACGCGCGGCCCGGGAGGCGGCGGUGGCGGCGGCCUCUUCGACAGGGCCCCGCCUCGCUCGCCUCUCGCUCCGCGCUGCUGCUUGGCCGGGAGGGGCGGCGAAGCAGCAGCAGCCGCCGCCGCAGCCGCUUCUCUCUCUCUCUCUCUCUCUCGCCCGCUCUUCCUCCCGCCUGGUCGGCCGGCUUCCCCGCCGUCCUUGCCAGGAGGCGGCCGGCCGGUCUCGCGCGCGCGGGGCUGUGUGUGUGUGUGUCUUCCUCCUUCGGGCUCCUCCGCUUCCCGCAGGGCGCCGCGCUCCCGAGAAGGCCGGCGGGGCUGGGCCUGCCCGGCCCGGCGGCGGCGGCGGCAGCAGCAACAGCGGCGGGCAGGAGGAGGGCGAGGAGGAGGAGCCGCCGCUGCCGCCGCCGCCCCGUUGCUCUUGGGCCGGCUCGCCGUUUGAUGGAUCCCCGGAUCGCCUGGUUCCAGCCAGAGCAGCUCGGCCCCUCGAACCGCCUGUGGAUGCAGAUUUGGGAGACCACGCAAGGGGUCCGCAACCUCUACUUCCAGCAGCAGCAGCAGCAGCAGCAGAGCCAGCCGGCCGUCGCCGUCGCCGCCGCCCCGGCCUCGUCUUCCUCCUCUUCCUCUUCUUCGUCGUCGUCCUCCUCGUGCAGCAGCAGCAGCAGCAGCUCCCCGUCGACCCCCGUGGCCGCCGCCGCCGCCGCCUCGUCCCCCCCGCCGCCGCCCGGCAUGUCCCGCGUCCCGCGUGGCGGCGACCCGCAGCCCGACUUCCUGCCGCUGGAGAGCGCCGGCCUGCCCCACCAUCACCACCACCAUCAUCACCACCAUCACCAGCAGCAGCAGCAGCCGCUUCCCCCGCGGCGGCAGGCCUCUCCGCAGCCUCCCGCCUGGGCGGCCCGGCCCGGCGUCCAAGCGACCCCCGCUGCCCCGCUGGGCGCGGCGGCCUCCUCCUCCUCUUCCUUCUCCUCGUCGUCGUCGUCUUCCUCCGCUACCGCGUCGUCUUCUACGGGGCCUUCUCCGGCCGCCGCGGCCUCGGCACCCCGUGCGGCUUCGCCCGCUGCUCCGGCGGGCUCGGCUGCUGCUGCUGCCGCCGCUGCUGGCGCGGCGGGGGCGGCGGCCGCCAGCAACAAGAGGAAACGGGACAACAAGGCCAGCACUUUCGGCUUUAACUGCACGCUGCUGCUGGCCCCCGCCGGGGAAAGCGGCGGCGGGCCGGCUUUGGGGAACGGGCCCUUGGGGAGCCCGCCGGGCGGGCCGGAGGAGCCGGCCUACACCGGCACCCCGUGGAAGAAGACGAAUUACAGCCCCGGCGUGGUGGGCCUUCACGAAGAAAUCAAUGACUUCUACAAGUACAUGUCUCCUCGACCUGAAGAAGAAACAAUGCGGAUGGAGGUGGUGAACAGGAUACAAAAUGUCAUAAAGGAACUCUGGCCCAACGCGGAUGUAAGUUUAGCAAACUCUUUUAACUCCCUUGCUGAAAGACGCUGGUGUUUCUUUUUCCAAUGGUUGGAGACCCCUGUUGUAGACUUUAGACAGAAACUCCGCCAUUCUGCAGUUUAAAAAAAAAUAAAAUAGGGAAAUCUGGUAUUAAAAUGGUUCAGUCUUUAUUGUACGUUUGCAUAGCUUUGGUCAGGUCUGGUUGACGUUUCAGCCAUUUUGCAUUUUCAUCUUGUUCACCCUGGCCAAAAAGGAUCAGGAGGAGCAAAUGUUAUCGAUAAAGAGACUUCCAGGUUUCCUUGUCCAAUUAAUCUGCAAGAUUGAUGCCUUAAACCCAUGAUGGUGAACCUACGGCACGCAUGCCAGAGGUGGCACGAAGAGCCCUCUCUGAAGGCACGUGGGCCUUUGCGGGCGCCAGAGCAUUGGAAAACGGCCAAAAAACAGGCCAUUUUCGGGACUUUUUUGGGCCAUUUUCAGACUGUUUUUGGCGCACCGGCCAGCUGGUCUUCGGGUUUCCGGCACUCCAGCACGCGCACAUGAAUGCAAGUUCUGGUUUGGGCACUCGGUGCCGAAAAGGUUUGCCAUCACUGCCUUAAACUUUGGCCACUUUGAGACUUGUGGGCUUCAGCUCCCAGAAUUCCCCAGCCAGCCAUGUCAGGCAAUACGGUCACCAGAACGUUUUUUGAGAUGAGUUGGCACCUUGUGCUAAACCAAGGGUCUCCAAACCUGAUAACUUUUAAGACUUCAACUCCCAGAAUUCCCCAGCCAGCAGUGUCAAAUAAUACGAUCAGCAAAAAGUUUUGAGAUGCGUUUGUACUUUGUGCUAAACCAGGAAUGUCCCAACUGUGGCCACUUUGAGACUUGUGGACUUCAACUCCCAGAAUUCCCCAGCCAGCCAUGUCAGACAAUAUGAUCAGCAAAACGUUUUUUGAGAUGAGUUGGCACCUUGUGCUAAACCAGGGGGUGUCCCAACCGUGGCCACUUUAAGACUUGUGGACUUUAACUCCCAGAAUUCC